Molecule: messenger RNA, 1960 nt
Organism: Pipra filicauda (Wire-tailed manakin)
Lineage: Eukaryota; Metazoa; Chordata; Aves; Passeriformes; Pipridae
Gene: TBP
Product: TATA-box binding protein
Exons: 8
Coding region: 425-1333 (302 amino acids)
Biological process (GO): DNA-templated transcription initiation
Molecular function (GO): RNA polymerase II general transcription initiation factor activity; DNA binding
Source: RefSeq, a predicted model, not a curated record
CGUUUCCCAGCGUUUGUAGUGACGAUCCAGGCAAGCCUCGUUAGGUGGUUACAAGAUGGGCCUCUGCGUAGCCGAUGUCCUCGCCGCAGGCUCUGGCAUGCCUGGUAACCUGGCUUCUUACCAAACAGCUGGGCUGUCGAGGAGUUGGCUUUAUUUCUUCCAGGAUAAUGUCUAGGCUUCUAAUGUACUCCUAUCUCCAGGUCAUAAAACCUGGAUGCUCUGCUUGAUACCUUCGAUUUUUCUUGGUGUUUUAAACUCAUAACAUAUUUCUCUGGAGCUGAUGUUUUCCUAGCACCUUUCAGCUUGGCUUUAAAAGCUACUUUGCUGGAAUGUUUUAAACGGUUAAAAAUCCUCUAGGAUUUGAAGUUUAUUUAAAUUAAUUGAAGGAAAUACUUCUGGCCUCACCAAAGAAAUAACUGGAAUCAUGGAUCAGAACAACAGUUUGCCACCCUACGCUCAAGGCUUAGCCUCCCCUCAGGGUGCAAUGACUCCAGGAAUUCCCAUUUUUAGCCCAAUGAUGCCCUAUGGCACAGGACUGACACCACAGCCUGUCCAGAGCACCAACAGUCUGUCUAUAUUAGAGGAACAGCAGCGGCAGCAGCAGCAGCAACAAGCAGCGCAACAAUCUACGUCACAGCAAGCGACACAGGGAACAUCUGGUCAAACUCCCCAGCUCUUCCAUUCACAGACUCUUACCACAGCCCCUUUACCAGGAACCACACCUCUGUACCCCUCUCCAAUGACUCCGAUGACACCGAUAACUCCUGCAACACCAGCGUCAGAGAGUUCUGGGAUAGUGCCACAACUACAGAAUAUUGUGUCCACAGUGAAUCUUGGUUGCAAACUUGACCUAAAAACUAUUGCACUUCGUGCCCGAAAUGCUGAAUAUAAUCCCAAGCGUUUUGCUGCUGUUAUUAUGAGAAUAAGAGAACCACGUACUACUGCACUGAUAUUCAGCUCUGGAAAAAUGGUGUGCACAGGAGCAAAAAGUGAGGAGCAAUCCAGACUGGCAGCAAGGAAGUAUGCAAGAGUUGUUCAGAAACUGGGCUUUCCAGCAAAAUUUUUGGAUUUUAAAAUUCAGAACAUGGUGGGCAGCUGCGAUGUGAAAUUUCCCAUCAGACUGGAAGGAUUGGUACUCACACACCAGCAGUUCAGCAGCUACGAGCCAGAAUUGUUUCCUGGAUUAAUCUACAGAAUGAUCAAGCCAAGAAUUGUACUGCUUAUUUUUGUUUCUGGAAAAGUGGUUUUAACUGGUGCUAAAGUACGAGCAGAAAUCUAUGAAGCAUUUGAAAACAUCUAUCCUAUUUUAAAGGGAUUCAGAAAGACAACGUAAUAGUUUCUACAUGUUUCAGAGAAAUCAGGGGUCUAUUUUAAAAGGUAUUGUGUAUGGCACAGCAGUAACAAGAGACGGACUUCCAGUGCAACUGCAACACCAGGACUUGGACUAUUUCCCAGUUAGUGCCUACUUCCCUGAUGGUCAAGGGGAACUGUAUUCUUGAAUAUGUCUACUGAGUUACUGUGAGUUGCUUUACUGGGCUGUUCCUAGAGCAGUCCCUCCAAUUUUUAUUUAUAUCCUAGCUUUUAAAUAGUUUUAAUGCCAGUUCUAUUAAUAGGAAAUCUGUAAGUUGGUUUAAAGACAAAUGCAACUGUGUCACUCAGUGUAUAAACCACUUAAAUUGCCAUGUAUAUAUGUUUUAAGUUCCUUCCAUAAGACCAUGGUUUUAUAAUUUUCAGAACUUGAGCUUUUAAAUUUUUUCAACUUUAAAUUUCUUUGGUGCCAGUCACAUUUCCUCUUUCCAGUAUUAAGCAAGAUAGGAUAAAUUUAUUAAUGAAAAUGGCUCACUGUACAUAUAUAUAUAAUAUAUACCUUUCUUCUCUUUCCUUCUUCAACUCCACAUGUACAAUAAACCCUGUUUAUACAACUAUGGGAACUGUCUUAAUAAAUUUUAAAAUUACCCAG